Onychostoma macrolepis is the source of this 2276-nucleotide messenger RNA. RefSeq lists its product as uncharacterized. Gene Ontology annotation, molecular function: ATP hydrolysis activity; protein binding; GTP binding. Bases 13 to 1986 code for a protein of 657 amino acids. The transcript has 2 exons. The record is from RefSeq and is a predicted model, not a curated record. NCBI's taxonomy places the organism in Eukaryota, Metazoa, Chordata, Actinopteri, Cypriniformes, Cyprinidae.
UUACUGUACAAAAUGAAGGAGGAGAAAGACUGGAGAUCUCAAACUGUGUCAAAGAAGCAGAAUACAGUGACUCUGACUGAUCUCAGACCAGAUACUGAGUACAGUAUUAAAUGUGCAGCAGUGGGCAAACUCAACUACACCGUAGACAGUGAUGUGACGCGUCUCACAAUCAUAAAUCAGAAUCUCAUCAAAGCCAAAGAGUCUGUGAUUGAAAAUCUUAGUUGGACUGAAAACAAGUGCAGUGUAAUUUUAGAAAUCAGCAAGGAGACAACUUUUACUGCACUUUAUAAGAAAAUACAAGAUAUGCAGCAAAACUGCCAAACGUACAAACAAGAUUUCAGCGACCGAAUUGAAUCUGUGAUCCAGUCAGUUAAAGCUUGUGAGAAAGAGUCUAGUGCUCUGGUGGAUCUUCUACAAGCACAUAAAGAUUCUCCAUUUAAUGAAAAGAGUCUAAAAGAGUGGAUCACAGUGAAAGAAGCAGAAUUGAACACAGUUAAUGAGUUCCUUAAGCUGUUACUGGAUCUUGGAGCCGAAGUGAAUGUGAGAUUGAACUCAUAUUUGUCAGAUAUUCAGGCGGAAAAUGUCUUUUGUUACACUUUCAGUUCUCUUGAGCAGCCAGAUGAGUUACUUAUUGAGCAAGAAAAUUAUAUGAAUCCUCAAAUAAUGAGAAAUCCACAGAAAACACCUGAUGUAGCAUCUCAAACGUGGCUCACUGGAAGCAUCAGGGAGAAGAUGAGAGAACAUUUGAAAAUAUUUAAAGAUCUGAUGACAUCACAUAGCAGUCAAAACUCUAGAUUUAUGGUUUUCAUAAAAAAACAUGAAAAACAUCCAGGUUCCUGCAUUCUUCUGUAUAAAAAUGGAUGCAAUGAAUCGGUUUGCUUCACUUCUCCAUCAAAACCAGAAAGCCCAGUCAUUAAAGAUGUCAGAUAUAGGCAAGUGGAUCUGAAAGUGUCUCCUCCGUGUCCUGCUACAGAGGAGCUCAAAUUACUGUACAAAAUGAAGGAGGAGAAGGACUGGAGAUCUCAAACUGUGUCAAAGAAGCAGAAUACAGUGACUCUGACUGAUCUCAGACCAGAUACUGAGUACAGUAUUAAAUGUGCAGCAGUGGGCAAACUCAACUACAUCACUGAAUCUGAUGUCACCACGGUUAUCACAAAGGACAAAAAUGAACUCAUCAAAAAAAGCAUCUUAAUUUAUGAUGGAAAUCCUGCUCUAUACCAUCUGCAAAUUUGGACAGACAAUUUGGAUCGAUCAAAACCAUACAGAAAAAUGACCUUUGGGGAGAGAGACAAAAACAAACUUCAUAAAAGCAUUCUGAUGGCUGGAGAAACAGGAACAGGAAAAACAACCCUGAUCAAUGCAAUGAUCAACUACAUGUUGGGUGUUCAGAGAGAAGACAAGGUUUGGUUUGAGAUCACAGAUGAUCAGAGCGACCGAACAUCAGUUUACAGUCAGACCUCCAGCGUCACUGUUUAUGGGUUUUAUCUACAAGAGAGUCUAAUUGAUUUAACAAUCAUCGACACACCAGGAUAUGGAGACACACGUGGAACUGAGCUUGAUAAAGAGAUCGCUGUGAGUUUGCACAGCUUAAGUAAAUCUGAAGAAGUGAUUCAUGAAAUACAUGCAGUAUGUCUGGUGAUUAUGGCACAUCAAAAUCGACUCUCUGACAGACAAAUCUACAUAUUUGAUACUGUUCAGUCUUUAUUUGGAAGAGAUAUCACUGAAAACACUGUCUUGCUCCUCACACACUCAGAUGGGAUGCCACCUAAACAUACCCUGACGGCUGUUAAAGAGGCUAAAAUCAAGUGUGCAGUGAAUGACAAGAAUCAGCCAGUGUUUUUCCUGUUUAACAAUCGGCAGUCAGACUCUGAUGAAGAAGAAUAUGAAAUGAUACAAGAACAAUCAUGGAAUCUCAGUUUUAGAGGAAUGACACGUUUUUUCAAGUUUCUUGGAAACAUAAAACCAAAACCACUGAAGAUAACUUGAGAUGUGUUACAACAACGGAAGCAGUUGGAGUGUCAGUUGAUGAUCAUGUAUUAAAAUGAACAAAAAUGAGCUGAAACAAAGGGAAGAAAUGUAUUAAAGGAAUAAUAAGUGCUGCAGUAUAAAUUAAAUCACUUUUGUCACUUAGUGGUGAUGUACAGGGUACACUGCUAUUUUCUGAAAACAUCAAGAAGAGAGAGAAGAAAACAGAGUUUUGGGAUACAUUUUUCUUUUUUAAAUGUUGAAAAAUUAUUAAAAGCAAUGCCUUAGAGCCUGCUGAAACUUUGAAAAUA